Cyprinus carpio (common carp) is the source of this 4300-nucleotide messenger RNA. Its product is annotated as E3 ubiquitin-protein ligase LRSAM1. NCBI's taxonomy places the organism in Eukaryota, Metazoa, Chordata, Actinopteri, Cypriniformes, Cyprinidae. Gene Ontology annotation, molecular function: protein binding. The record is from RefSeq and is a predicted model, not a curated record.
UUGAUCUUGACAAAGCCAUUCCAAGGAGCCCAUGUUUUGAAAAAAUAAUUUUGCUAGUUUAGCGUUUAAUCGCGUACAUUCGUCUUUUCGCGUAAGUCAGUCAAGUGUCACAGUAACAUCCAGUGGCUUUUGUGGAUGUUGUGGGGUUUUGUCUAGAGAGACAAACAAAAUAUCACUGGCUUCAGGAUGUUUCUGUUCUCCAAAAAGAAGAAACCCAGUGAGGAUUCCAUAAAACGCCUGGAGUACCAGCUGUGCUUGGCCAAAGAAGCAGGUGCCGAUGAUAUUCUGGACAUUUCUGCCUGUGAACUUACAGAGGUUCCCUCCAGUGCCUUCUCCUUAUGUAAAGUCCUCCAGAAGAAAGUCUUAAUUCUUCAUGGAAAUGACCUGAGGUCACUUGUUCCUAAAGGUUGCUGCAUUGGUGCCUUAGCGACUUUAAAGGUGUUGGACCUGCAUGAAAAUAAGCUCACAUCACUUCCUGAUGACAUUGGGAAGCUUUUGUCCUUACAGGUUCUGAAUGUAGAGAAGAAUCGCAUAAAACAGCUGCCGGACUCUAUAGGGGAUCUACGGUAUCUACAGACACUUAAUGUGAAAGAGAACAGACUUACUGUCAUUCCUGUGUCUGUGGGACACAUGAGCAGCCUGCGUACACUGGACAUAAGUGAGAACAGCAUUAGAGAAUUACCUAAAGAACUGGCCAGUGUUCGCACUUUGGAAAGCCUGAUCCUGGAUGCACAGGUUAUGAGCUAUCCACCUGUGUCAGUGUGCACCGCCGGCACAGAGGAAGUGCAGCGAUACCUCUGCUCAGAGAUGGGUCUGGAGUAUUGCCCUCCAUCUCAGUAUCUCCUGCCUGUGCUGGAGCAUGAUGGAGGGAAGCAGGAGGUGGAUUGUGUUGAUGGUGAAGAGAAAGCCUGGCAGAGCAAAUUCAUGGACUAUGAGAAAAGAAAGGAGCAGAAACAGCUGGAAAAGUUGAUCUUUGAGAAAGAUCUUGAAGAGAAACAGAGAGAGCACACUCAGCUCUUCCUCCUCAACAACUCCCGCAAAGAGGAUGUCUUGCUGUCUGUCAAACUGGAGCAGCAACGGUUGGAGUUAGGUGUGUCUCAGCAGCAGAAGGCCCAGGAAACAGAGAGGCAGAAAAUACUGGAUAAAGUACGUCAGGCAGAGAGCAAUGUCAUGAGUCGCAUCUCUGACCUCCUAUUUGAUAACAAACGCCAGGCAAAGAGCGCCGAGUUUCUGCAAGCUCUGGAGGAAGACCGUAUACGAAUGGAACACCUUACUGCCAUCACACAGGAUGAAGCCAACUCUCUUAGGAAGAAGGAAGUGGCAAGUGCCAUGCAGAGGAUGCUGUCAGAGAGCUACUCUUUAAGGUUACUGCAGGAGGCCAGGGAAGCCAAGACUCAGAUUCUGGUGUCUGAGACCUGCAGGAGUUUGGACUAUAUGGAUAAGAAGUUUGACCAAGUGUUGUCCCUGCAGCAGCUAGACAAAAGCAAAGCCAUUAGUCAGAUCCUUCAAGAGGAGGAAAUGCAGAAGGCUGCCUUUGAAGCCCUCCAACUCCAGAAGGACAGUGUGCAUGCUUAUAUCCGUAAUCAGAUUAAACUCAUAGAGGCAGAGUUAAUGCAGUUGACAAAGCUGGAGGUUAAGAGGAGGAAUUUGGACACUGAGAACCUGCAGGAGGUGCUGGCUGACCAGAGGACUGCUCUGACUGACCUGCUGCAGCAAUUACUCAAACAAAAGGACCAAAGGGAGGAGGAGCUCAGGAUGGUUUUGGUGGAGAUGGACCAGAAAAGUGAAUCCAAUCAGCAGAACUACUGGAUGAUCCAAUAUCAGAGGCUCCUGGACGCCAAACCUCUGUCUCUGCGGAUGCAGGAGGCAGCUGUGGAUGGGGAUCUGGGGAAUCUGCUGUGUAAACUCUCUGCUCAACACUACCUGCCAGUCAUAGCUCACCACAGAAUCACUGCUGAGGCUUUGCGACACAUGACCACCAAAGACCUUAGGAAGUUGGGGAUUAAUGAGGUUGGCGUGCAGAAAGCUCUUCUCCACUGGGCCAGAGAACGCACUCUGUCUGACCCAUUUCCUAAAACAGCAAAAGAGAUGCAGGAAGCUGGUCCAUCCACUCCAACUGCCCCUCUUCAACAGCAGCUCACUCCUCCACUGACCCCCAACACCCCCCUCACCCCCACUGCCCCAAGUCCUGACAGAUUCAGCAGUUCUGAGUGUGUGGUGUGCAUGGAACAUGAGUCACAGGUGAUCUUCCUGCCGUGUGGCCAUGUAUGCUGUUGUCAGACUUGCAGCAGUGCCCUGCAGUCCUGCCCUCUGUGCCGUGGCUCUAUAUCUCAGCGUGUCCGUCUUUACCACGGCUGAAGAUGGGGAGCGUCCUUCCAUGGUCAGCAUCAUACAUCAUGUGUUGUUGUUGUUCCUUCCUCCCAUUUGCUGCAUGAAAUCGUAGUAUGUGAACCUUCAAGCACUUUAGAAUUUACUGGAUUUUUUCUUACACUCCCACUUCAACUAGCCAAUCAAAAAGGAACUUAUACAGCAAGACAUUUGUCCAAUGGGAAGUUUUAUUGUUCAUCAUAAUCUAGUCACAUUCCAAGAAAUUAACAGCAAGAAAGUAUUUGUUACUCAAACCUAAUAGGAAUAGAUAUAUUAUAAUGACUGUUGAGCUUUAGUAUCGCCCUUAAUGUACCUACUAUAAGCACUUGUGCCUCUUCUGUAUGUGAUGUCAACUCAACCCCCGUCCCCCCACUACAUUUUAAAUAUAUGCAUGUUCUCUAUAGUAAAACUAAAUCUUCAUAUACUCACCACAGUCCGCCCUAUGCCCUGCCCUCCAUGUUAUUCUAGCAUCAUCGUAGUACAGUAAGAUCAAAUUUAUCACCAUUCAGGGACGUUCACACCACGGGUGAUAACUGUAAUUAUAACGUUUUAAUCAUCAUUCUAAUUUUAUGAGAAUUGUCACACCACAGCUAUAAUGAGAACAUCACAGAGGAACUAUACAAUUAGAAUCAUUAUCACAACAAUUUUUUCCAACUGAUGAACACCAAUCAGAAUCUGCCGGACUUUAGCAUUUAAAGUGGACACUGACAUAACUACAAUGCACACUUAUAAUAAACAGAACGUUGACGUCCGUUGGUGUGGAUGCUAAUACAGUUAUGGUUAUAGUUAUCUACAAUGCACACUUAUAAUAAACAGAACGUUGGCAUCCGUUGAUGUGGAUGCUAAAAUAGUUAUGGUUAUAGUUAUCUUUAUCCUUACUGUUCUCUGUGUGAAUGGGCCUUUACCCUGCAGUGCCAGUAGAGAGUAUUUUAAUACUUCAACCAAUUAUGUUAAAGUAAUUUUUAAUUUUCAUUUCUAAUGUAAGAUUUACAUUUUCAGUAUAAAUGUGACUCUAUGAAUACAUUUUAAUUUACAGAACAGAGCCUUAUAAAGACUUCAACAUUGAAAUAUUUUGAACUGACUUUGCAAAAGAGGCUAAUCGGAAAUUAUAGGUUGAAGCUGAAACCUUUCUGAAGGCACUGUACUUGCUAUAUAAUGCUCCAAACAUUCAUCCUAACAAAUGCACUGUCAGUCCUUUUAUACUGUCGACUAUCCAGUUUCAGGAACUUAAGUAUUGCACACACGCAAUAGUGUUUCCUAAAUCUGUGUACUUCUGUGAACCUCUCUUCAUUCAAGUGCUCUUAUAUGCAAGUCUGCUUCUCACUGAACAUGCACAGAAUGAAAAAAAGAACUUGAUCUGUCUGUAAAUAAAACAAUAUUCAUUAAAUUUCUUAUUUCAAGAAAUGAGCUUUAAGUGUUUAUCAGCUUGAUAAAAUCACAUCACAAAAUUUUAAUCCGUGUGCUUUGUGUGAUAGUUAUGCUUUAUGGAUCAGACUGGACAAAUAUUUUAUUUGCUGUGCAUCUGUCAUUUAAGAAAAAGAAAAAAACCGAUGAAAGCAUCAGAAUGCUUAGUAUAAUGUGUAAAAGGAGUUACUGUAGUAUAAACUACCCUCUGAUGGCAGGUUAUUGUCAAUUAUAUACACACUGUAGUCUUGCUCUUUUAUUUUUUUUUGUCAUAAGAACUAAUAAAGUUUCUGGACAUUUUAUACAACACAAAUGACUUUAUCUGUGAUGACAAAGUGAGAUUGUUAAUUUCAUUUACAAUAUAUGUGCUGCCAUUUCGUGUUUUCCUUUGUUGUCUAUAUAUUCAAAAUAAAAUGUAAUUUUUUUUAGGUUUUAUAAUUGUACCCAACCAACCACAUCCAUUGAAGUGCUGCCUAUUCAUUUUUAAGUGCUGUCACACCUGUCAGACCCCAAAAUAAACCCGCUAGAC